Messenger RNA from Solea senegalensis (Senegalese sole), 3146 nucleotides. It is a transcript of the gene zc3h10, whose product is annotated as zinc finger CCCH-type containing 10. Bases 1030 to 2682 code for a protein of 550 amino acids. The transcript has 2 exons. NCBI's taxonomy places the organism in Eukaryota, Metazoa, Chordata, Actinopteri, Pleuronectiformes, Soleidae. The record is from RefSeq and is a predicted model, not a curated record. Gene Ontology annotation, molecular function: metal ion binding.
GACAAUCAUAUAGCGAUGCAUCACGAAAUCUGUCUAACUGAAGAAAACAACGUCUGUGAAGGAUUUUUCUAUUUAUGCACAACAUUCAUUUGAGCAGCGCCACUGUGAGGAGACAUUAAGUUGCGAUGCCCAGUGAGAGAAACUGGCAGGGACUGUUGACUAUCCAGCGCCUUAAUUUGUAAUAAAAAUAUCGAUAUUUACCAUGGCGUAUGGAUUAUGGUGUUGCACAAGGAAAGAUGACCAUAUGUCACACCUGCAUUCGAACAUGCUUUCAUGUAUUGAUCCAAAUACCUGUGUGCACGUGCGCUUAAUACGUGUAUGACUAAACAUUACACAAUGCUACAACCCAUACACUGAAUAAGAUGAAGGCAUAAGUUGUGAUUUUUGACAUGCAGACAAAUUUGACAUACAAAACACUUUUCUAAAAGACAUUGGUCAAGGCAUUUCAUGUUCAUGUCAUAUGUGUGAUCGUUUGCUGCUUAACGGGGAGCAUUUUCACUCCGUCUGUAGAGCUUUUUAAAAAUCAGCUGAUGCAAGUAGAGAAAACCAUAUUAUGUCAGGUGUAGCAGCCACAGAUUUGUUUGAUCACGGAAAUAUGUGGUUAAAUUCUGCUCAUUUACCCAAAACUUUCAAUUUAAGCACAGAAAUGUACACUCAGCUUUGCGUACUGUAAAUAAAAAUAAUGUUCUAUUAUCAACAUCGAUACUAGUGUAGGCUACUAUGAGCCUACAUCUGCAUUCAGGUAAGACUUUAAAUGCUCAAGUAGCCCCAAUACAGUACAGAAUAGUCAUAGUCACCAGUUGAAGUGGAACAUUAGUGUAAUAUUAUAUGCUCAGCCACCACUUUUUAUACCUUCAAAUUGUAACUUGUCCUUUUUUUCUCUUGCAGAACGCUGAGUAGCACAUUUCACAACAUCAGGUAAAAACAUUUCUCCAAUGAUUUUACCUGUGUGUGUGCAUAUUUGCCAGGACGAGUUAGCACCCCUCAUACACAUGAGUGCUAAUUUCUCCUCGUGCUGGUCUGAGCGUCAUGCCUGACCGGGAUAGUUCCUAUCUGUCAGGUGGUGGUGGUAGUCUGGGUGAGGAAGGAGGGCCCGGGUCAGGUCUGGCAGGCGGCUCAGUAGAGGGUAGAGGGGGCUCAGGAGGAAGUAUUGGAGGCAACACCUCUAGUUCUGGGAACAUGGGAGGAGGAGGAGCACUUGGAAAUGGCAACAGUUGUGGGAGCGGUGGAGGGCAAGGCGCUGGACCGGCUUUAGACGGUGUCUGCAGGGACUUCAUACGCAAUGUCUGCAAGAGAGGGAAACGCUGCCGCUUCAGACAUCCCGACUUUAAUGAGGUACCAAACUUAGGAGUACAAAAGAAUGAGUUCAUCUUUUGUCAUGACCAUCAGAAUAAGGAGUGUACACGUACCAACUGUCGCUUUGUCCAUGGAUCUAAAGAAGACGAGGACUACUACAAGAAAUCAGGAGAGCUGCCUCUCAGGCUGCGAGGGAAAGUUGCAGCAAGAUUGGGUCUCUCCCCCAUGGAUCUUCCCCAUAGCCGUGGGGAGGUCCCUAUCUGCAGAGACUACCUGACGGGAGAGUGUCAGAGGGGCAACAAAUGUAAAUUUCGCCAUGUCAAAAAAGACUUUGAAUAUGAACAGGGUAUCAAUAGGGUUGGAGUGGGUGGUGUGAUGGGACCAGGUGCCAGUGGAAUGGUGAAUGCUGGGGUCGGGAUAGGUGGUGGAGGAGUAGUAGGAGGUGUCUGUGGAGGCAUGCAGGGACUUGUAGGAGUUGGAGGUGGGAGUAAUAUAAUGGGUAUGGGAUGUCCCAGCUUGGGUGGUUGCCGAGAUCCAGGUAUCUCUGGAGUUGGGGGAGUAGGAGUUGGUGGGAUGAGCGGUUGUCUGUCCAUAAGUUCUUCAGCACAGCGACGUUAUGACAGGAGCUCAGUGUACGAUCCUCUGCUGGAGAACGGGUUGUUUGAUGCCAGUUCCUUAGAAGCCUCAAUGGACCACACUGCUCUGCAGUUGAAGAGGCGUAGGUUGGAGGGGUUCCGCCUGGCAGAUGGUAGUGUCGGUGGACACUAUGAACUGGGAGUUCAGGCCACCUUGCAACCACGCCCAUUUGAAUACAGGAUCCUGGAAGAAGAAAAUGCCCUGCUGAGGAAGAGAGUGGAAGAGUUAAAGAAACAGGUUUCAAAUCUCAUUGCCACAAACGAGGUUCUCCUGGAGCAGAAUGCCCAGUUCAGAAACCAGGCCAAGGUGAUGACCCUCUCUUCCACUCCUGCCCCCACUGAGCAGACUCUGGUUCCCCCUGUGGGUGCAGUAAGUUCCUACAAUCACAGCAUCGCCCAGACUCACACCACCCUGAGCAGUGCCGGACUGCAGCCUCGGCCUGUCAUACAGCAAGACCUGGUGGCUUCCACGGGUGCCCCUGCUGCGCCCCCUAGCAAUGCAGCCCCACCGACGGCCCCUCCGCCCCACCUCAACCCUGAGAUCACUCCCCUCUCUGCUGCCCUUGCACAGACCAUUGCACAAGGAAUGGCACCUCCUGUCUCUAUGGCACCAGUGGCAGUUUCUGUGGCACCAGUGGCAGUGUCUAUGACGCAGCCUAUGCCCGGCAUCACCAUGAGUCAUGCCACUACCCCGAUGGUGUCGUACCCCAUUGCCAGUCAAAGCAUGAGGAUCACCACUCUGCCUCACUAACUGAUCCAGUGGUCAGGGCUGGAGUGGACACAUGGUGGACUGAAGCAUCCUCAGUGAGGAUUUUAUCAUACAUGAUACACGACUCACCUGAUGAAUGGACAGUGAUAAGAGAGGUCUCUUCUCCACCAAAGGGCAGGAUAAUGACUUUUCCUUUCCUUCGCCCUGUAUUCUAUGGCUACAUUACAGCAACAUGUUUCCUGCAGGCAAACUGACAUGUGAACUGUGACGAAAGUCUGUGUACCAAAGGAAACAUUUUCAAAUAUAGGCACCAAAAAUGGCAACAGACUCAUUUGGAGAUGCCAUUAAGUGUUAAGCAUUUCUGCAAGACUGCUGUGUCAUGGGAAGCAUGCAGACUGUGGAAGCAGUUUGUGUCUAUUUUUUGUGGUUUGCUCUUGUGUAGUCUGACUUUGGUUAUUCGCAAAAUAAAAAAAAAGAAAAAGAAUAACAACCACUCAAGACAUAAA